Peronospora matthiolae is the source of this 321-nucleotide messenger RNA. NCBI's taxonomy places the organism in Eukaryota, Oomycota, Peronosporomycetes, Peronosporales, Peronosporaceae. The record is from the annotation of a GenBank genome assembly.
AUGCAACUUGUAACGUGCCCCGACUGGGUUGCGCUUCUUAAAACUUAUGCGAGCUGCAUCAAGUUUGGCGAGCCAGGCCUCACGGCCAAUGCACUCGAUGCUAUGGAUGAGGGAAUUCCAUCCCUGCACCAAGGCUUUACCGUCUCGCACACGGCUACCAUUGUUCCACCGAUGUUUGAAGAACGCAUCGGUGAAGAACUCUUCCUCAGCACGGAUAGUUUCCAUGCUGGCAUUAAAUGGGCAAAUCUUCCUACAAUCAAACAACAGGAUUCGAUCCCGUUCGGUGGUCAUGCCGGCCAACCGGUCCAACUCUAUGGAUGA